GCGGUGGUGGAUUUCGUCGGCGAUGACGACGCCCAACAACCUUCCCAACGGCGGCCACCACCAGCGCCCACACCCUCCGCCCGACCCUCGGAGGCAGCGCCACUACCUCGGCACGCCCAUCGCCACCCCUUCCUCCUCUUCCUCCGCCGCCUCCUUCAAGGGUUGUUGCUGUUGCCUCUUCCUACUCCUCACCUUCCUCGCCCUCCUCGCCGUCGCCGUCGCUCUCGUCAUCGUCCUCGUCCUCAAGCCCAAGAAGCCCCAGUUCGACCUCCAACAGGUGGUCGUGCAGUACCUCCUCGUCGCCCCAGUUUCAGCUGAAUCAGGAUGAAAGAUGAAUAGAUAAUGGUUGAGAUGGAAAAUGAAAGCUGCAUGAUCGGUAGCUGGCUUCCUCCAAAUCCAAG
Messenger RNA from Zingiber officinale, 401 nucleotides. RefSeq lists its product as uncharacterized. Bases 23 to 328 code for a protein of 101 amino acids. Gene Ontology annotation, cellular component: plasma membrane. The transcript has a single exon. The record is from RefSeq and is a predicted model, not a curated record. NCBI's taxonomy places the organism in Eukaryota, Viridiplantae, Streptophyta, Magnoliopsida, Zingiberales, Zingiberaceae.